CAGUGUCGUAACACAGCGGGUCAGCGUGUUCGCAGUCAGAUCUGAGUAUUUACGAUUUAUUUAUUGAUCAGCUGUUUAAUUAACUGUUGAUUGACAGAUAAACGCUCCUGGCCUGAUCAACCGACGGAGUCCUGACAGAUUGUGACGUCACGGCGUCAGCACUUCCUGCCCAAUCAGAGAGCUCCUCCUGUCCCUGUACACCUGGAGAAGAAUCCCAACAUGAUCUGAACACAAAACAGGACCAAGCACCUGGAUCAGGAUCUGGAUUUGGCUUUUCGAGCUCUGCAGCAACUCUUUGUGAUUAAAGUCGGCAUGAUGUCCUGGAGCAGCACCUAGUGGCUGUUUGGGGGAACUGCAGCAUGACCUCUGUUUGCUCCUGAGUGAAGUCCAUCCGUCUGAUGUCCCGGCACAGUAAACUACAGAAGCAGAUCCUGGAUCUGUACCGGCAGUUCCUGCGUGCCGGACAGACCAAACCGGGCUUCAUUCCGCAGAUCCGACAAGAGUUCCGAGCCAACGCCUGCAUCAAGAAGACGGACGUGAUGCAUAUCGAGUAUCUGUACCGGCGAGGACAACGACAGCUGGAGCAGCUGAAGGACGCCAACACCAAGCAGCUGAGAUCCUUCUCCAAACCCAGAGACCCGAACUGAGCCGCCAGGGUCACGUGACCACGAACUAACUGUCGUGUCAUUUAUGGCAGAAACCUGCUGCAGUGAAGCUGUUCAGAUUUGAUGUUUAAAUUUCUCCCUGAUGGUGGUGCUGUUGUAAAGUCCAGUGUCACUUUUUGCUCCUGAAGCUGAGGACUGACGUCAGACAAAAUAAAAAGAGACAUGAAUUAUUAGCAAGAGGUUAACCUGCUUUAAACUAGUUUUAACUAAUUGUAAGUUUAACAAGUUUAAGUUAAAUCACCAUUUAAAUGACUGUAAAGCAGCUUUGUU
This is a messenger RNA of Thalassophryne amazonica, 935 nucleotides long. RefSeq names its product succinate dehydrogenase complex assembly factor 1 (gene sdhaf1). The record is from RefSeq and is a predicted model, not a curated record. Gene Ontology annotation, biological process: mitochondrial respiratory chain complex II assembly. Bases 399 to 647 code for a protein of 82 amino acids. Gene Ontology annotation, cellular component: mitochondrion. Lineage: Eukaryota; Metazoa; Chordata; Actinopteri; Batrachoidiformes; Batrachoididae. The transcript has 3 exons.